GUCCAAGAAAGGAAUAUAAGAGCGAUUUGCGUACGCAGCCUAAAUGCGCGUGGACGGUGCAGCUGAUUGCUCGAGUCAACAGCUGGGUGGCGAUUUACGUAAUAUCAGAGUGGACAGAACCAGCUAUCGGUCUGGAUAAUCUCCAUUGCCAAAUCAUUUCUGAACUUCUACCCACUUCUCGAUUACCCCAAAAACUAGUCACCAAGUACUGCCUCAGGUACUGUCUUCUCUAUUUCAUUACACGAUACUACAAGUGUUAAUUUCAUUUUAGAAUCAAAGUAGACGACGAAGAGAAGAAAUCUCAUUCUCCAACUAAUUAAAUCUUCUCCAGCGAUUUCUCGGACUGGAUGGUAAUUUUGGUUGAAAUUCUGAGGCCAGUGUAUAAAAUUCCUCAAUGGGUCAUGAAUUUCCAUCUGUCUGUCAUGGCAUAACCAGGAGAUUACUUUUGCUUUCAGGAAUGAUAUUUUCUUUGAUUUUAAUCUUCCAAUAUCUUGAACUCCCGUAUGAUAAUGUUUUUUCUUCUCUAUUUUCGGCUGCUAAGGUUCCAGUAGCAGAAAACGCAACUGGUCCCUUAGCUAAAUCUGGGAUGGUCAGUGAUGUGACUCAUUCAAAUGGCCUGAUUUCCAGGAUACAUCUCAAAUACACGAGUUUGCUAAUAAUAAUACUGUGACCACCGAAGCAGAGGAGAUAGAUCCAAAUUAUGAUUUUGUAUCAGAAAAUGAUGAUAGAGGUGACGACCCUGCUGAGGUGUCUAAUACAGAGAAACUGGAGUGGGUAAAUAAGAACUCCACAUUGCAGAUUGUCCAGAAUGCAGAUAAUGGGCCUCUACCGGUGGAGGCCAGAAACUCAGAACAUGGCUUUGCUCAAAAAGAUGAAACAGUGGGUGGUAAUUUUUCAAAUUAUAUCAAUGAGAAAGAAAAUAAUACUUUGGCAUCAGGGUAUAAUGAGAGUUCAGGUGGGGGUGUUCCUUUCCCUUUUCCUGUCCCUCAACCAAUGGAGUUUUUUCCCAACAAAACCCUGCCAAAAAAAAGUUUUGAAACUCCUGUUGGACUGGUUUAUUCCAACAAAUCUUCAAAGGAUAAAGAUACAACAUCCAUUUUUCACAAGAAUGAAAAUUCAGGACAACUGCAGAGUGAUUUCUCUAAUUUAAACAAGAAUCAUUCAGCGACCUUUGUUCCCAUGGAAGACAAAGAGCCAGAUAUUACAACUUCUGCAGUGAUCUCCAUAGCUGAGAUGAAUGAUUUGUUGCAUAAGAGUCAUGGUUCAUAUCGUUCAAUGACACCAAGAUGGUCUUCAGCUGUUGACCAAGAGCUCCUAUAUGUAAGAGCACAAAUUGAAAAUGCACCCAUGCUUGAGAAUGAUAAUGAACUUUAUUCUCCUCUUUAUCGAAAUGUUUCAAUGUUCAAAAGGAGCUAUGAGUUAAUGGAACAGAAACUCAAAGUAUAUGUUUACAAAGAAGGACAAAAGCCCAUAUUCCAUGAGCCAGUACUCAAGGGAAUAUAUGCUUCUGAGGGAUGGUUCAUGAAGCUGCUGCAAGCUAACAAAAUAAUUGUUACUAAAGACCCUAGAAAAGCUCAACUGUUUUACUUGCCAUUCAGUUCUCGAAUGUUAGAAGAAACCCUAUAUGUUCAAAAUUCUCAUAGUCAUGAAAAUCUUAUACAACAUUUGAAGAACUACUUGGACUUCAUUGCAGCUAAGCAUCGUUUCUGGAAUAGAACUGAUGGAGCAGACCAUUUUCUUGUUGCUUGCCAUGACUGGGCCCCAUCUGAGACAAAACGAAAUAUGGCGAAGUGUAUCAGAGCCCUUUGCAAUGCUGAUAUUAAAGAAGGUUUUGUCUUUGGCAAGGAUGUCUCUCUUCCUGAGACAUAUGUGCGCUCUCCUAAGAACCCGCUUAGGACAGUUGGAGGCAAACCUCCUUCGAAGAGGUCAAUCCUGGCUUUCUUUGCAGGGAGCAUGCAUGGAUAUUUACGACCCAUUCUGUUGCAGCACUGGGAAAAUAAAGAUCCUGACAUGAAAAUCUUUGGUGUAUUGCCUAAGGUGAAGGGGAAAAUGAACUACAUUCAGUAUAUGAAAAGCAGCAAGUACUGUAUUUGUGCAAAAGGUUAUGAAGUCAAUAGUCCACGGGUAGUGGAGGCCAUUUUCUACGAAUGUGUUCCAGUGAUCAUAUCUGACAAUUUUGUUCCUCCAUUUUUUGAGAUUUUGAACUGGGAAUCCUUUGCUGUUUUUGUCUUGGAGAAGGAUAUUCCAAAUUUGAAAAAUAUACUGCUUUCAAUCCCGGAGAAGAGAUACCGAGAGAUGCAUAUGAGGGUGAAGAAGGUACAACAACAUUUUCUCUGGCAUCCUAGGCCUGUAAAGUAUGAUAUAUUUCAUAUGAUUCUCCACUCAGUUUGGUACAACAGGGUUUUUCUAGCAAGAACCAGAUAAGCAAGCAACAUUGCAAUUGUGCAGAUACAUAUCGGUUGUACUUGUAGAGGUAAAAGUCGGAAAAGAAAAUGAAUUAGGAAAAUUUUCCGGGGUUAUGGCAUUCAUUACAUUAUUUGUUGUACAUAGACUUUGAUCGAAUCAAGUUGUUCUUGUCGUGUAUGCUUAUUUCUUUCUCUUGUAGAAACCUUUCUAUUUUCCUAAUAAAAGAACAUUAUUAUGGGAACAAAA
This is a messenger RNA of Mangifera indica (mango), 2652 nucleotides long. RefSeq names its product probable glycosyltransferase At5g03795. NCBI's taxonomy places the organism in Eukaryota, Viridiplantae, Streptophyta, Magnoliopsida, Sapindales, Anacardiaceae. The transcript has 5 exons. Gene Ontology annotation, molecular function: glycosyltransferase activity. The record is from RefSeq and is a predicted model, not a curated record. The coding region runs from base 994 to 2424 and encodes 476 amino acids.